CGCAGUGCAGCCGCACAACUUAUUACUUACAGUUAUUACUAUUACUAUUGAGUAAAAUUAAUCAAUUAAUAACUGAAAUUAAAAACAUUAAAAAGCAAAAUGUUUGGUUUUUGCGUUGGCAUUUGCAAAUAUGAAGCACCACCUCCCGACUCUAUACUAUCUAUGCCGCCACCCCCUUUACCAUCAUUUCUAUUAGCAAAUGUUGCCUCUAUACCAGCACUUGUAUCAACAAAUGACACCAAUCCAUGCUAUGCGCCCUCAUUGUGUAAUCCCCGUCCGAAUCCUCACGAAGGUGAGGCUAUUGAAUUUGUCGAAUUGACCGGCGCCGAUUCAAAAGUAUUGGAGAAUACUUGGUUCUUGGGCUUGAUAUCGUGCACGGUUGGUAUAAUAAUAUUGGGUGGACUUUUGGCGAUCAUUUUGUUGAAGUGUAGAAAAACACUAUUUUCCAGCUGCAAUCUCUCCUAUCACGAUUCGAAUAUCAAGCAAAAUGGCAUGAAAUCUUUGGGCGAAUCUUCAAAUAAGGCAAAACCAUUUACAGCUGGCGGUAUAUUAUAUCCGGUUACUACGUCUAACAAUCGUGACACCUUGCAGACGCAAUUGGCUAAUGAUAGUCGCUUACUCUGGGCCACCUUAACUCCGCAUGGCACGCGUCACUUCAUUUCGGAUUAUCCGGUUGGAAAUGUUGUACAAGAUGGUCACUAUGAAAUUGUUGAUUAUCGUACUAAAGCGGUUACUCCUACUUAUCGCGACUAUGUAAAGCGUGUACCGGUAAAGUCCUUUGAUAAUAAUGGUUUCGUUGACUACGACUACGAAGAUCCCACACCACUAAUGGACUCAUAUCAUGACGAUUUAGAUUCUGGCUAUCAAGAACCCCAAGAAGUGCUGCAUACCUUACAACGUGUCUCUCCACGACCUGUAGUAUCGUCACCAACACGUAUUGAUAAUCCAAAUAUGGCGCCACUCAAUUAUUACCCAUCUUAUCGCUCUAACCAUCACCUAAACACCAACACAUUACAGUCGAAUCACUCGUCAGCUACUUUAAAUCGUAAAGCAACAAUGACUCGACGUAUAAGUGAUGCCUCAAAUUAUGGACAGGGUAGUGGUGGUAUGGCACAGUAAAGGGUUAUUAAUUAACUUACAGAACUAUGUUGUAGUGGGUUGAGGUGCAGUCUUGUAGGGAAGGUAAAGCAUUAAAAGAGGAAAUUGUAAAAGAAAGAGUUGAAAAGAUUAUUUCGUGGCUUCUGUUAGUAAAAAAACAAUGAUAGUUGUUAAUUAUUAUAACGGGUUAACACUCACUUAUAAUGUACAACGAAGCGCGAGGAAAGUUGAAAAGUGGACUGCAAUGUUGUAACAUGAUGGAGUGAAAAAAACUUUUUUAUUAUAUAAAAUUAAACAAAAAUGUAAUAAGCCAUAUUGACGCUCUGGGUCCUCUGCAACUUAAUGUAUUUUCAUAAUACAGGAGCAAAUCAAAAUUUCAUAGCAUUUUACUGUAUGCAAUGUGCAAAUUUCGAAAAAUAUAUAGAAAGUACGUUAUUUAUAUAAAUAGAUGUGCUAAUGUAUUAGCAGUAGUACAUUUAACAUAUGGAUAUAUCAUUUGGAAGCAAUAAUGUAAAAAGUGCGUAUUAAUACAAUGGCGCAAAUAUUACUGGAGCAAAAAUGCACUACUCGUCACUAUUGAACUCAAAUUUUGGUAAUCAGUAAUUUUAUUUAUUUUUACUUAAUUUGAGAUAUGAGAUGUUAUCUCAUUUGAUGUAGUGCUUAAAAUAUUAUAAUGGAAUAAUAAAAGGAAUACAACCGUUUUAGUACGUUAUGGAAAUAGUCCCGACAUUCAAAUUUGAUUGAGUAUGAUCUAUACUAACUUGCACUGGAUAAGAAUUUAUAAACAUGUCUCUUGGCAAAAUGACGGUCGCUAAUUCGGCUAGUCACUGUAUUAAAUAUAUUCUUAAAUAAUAUCGAUUGAACCCAUUUCAUAAGGUUGUUUUAAAAAAAUUCUAAUCAGAAAAUGUGUACCAAAAGUAUUUCCAGCUUUACUCUCCCCACUUUCGCUUUGAUUUCUUUUAGUUAUAUUAGCGAAAUGACGAUGAGUGCGUUAAGCUCUAAUAAUAAAUUAUAUUUAAUACUCUAAUAAUAAGAGCUUACUAUAAUGAUACAAAUUUCAUACCAACAUAAAGAUUAUUAGUUAAUAAAAUAUUUAAUGAAAAAAAAAUAAAUAAACCGGAAGUACACUAGAAGCAAACUGAAGCAUACGCUCUCAAAACUAAAUAAUUAUAAUGAAUUUAUAUAAUUAUACGCUUGCUGCAUAUUAUGUAUAAGUCAGUUUAUAAAUAAUCAAUAAAUACAUUGAUAUUAUGCUAUUUAUUAUUAUGGAAAUUAGUUAAGCAAAUACAUACAGCUCAAGAAAUUAAUACAAAUGUAACAAAUUAUUUAUCCACUGAAGAAAAACUAGCAACACCUGAAGUUAAACUAUAGAAACAAAUAAAAACAAAUUCAUUUUACAUUUUCAAAAAAAAGCCUAAUGUGUAUCAAGAAACGAUUUUAAUACCAAUUCAUACCAAUAUAUGCCGUAAAGUGGAAAGAAAUAAUAAAAGUUAUUCAUUGAAAGAAUUUUCAAUAAUCGAAUUGAUUAUAUAGUAAACUACACUAGUUUUAA
Molecule: messenger RNA, 2650 nt
Organism: Ceratitis capitata (Mediterranean fruit fly)
Lineage: Eukaryota; Metazoa; Arthropoda; Insecta; Diptera; Tephritidae
Exons: 4
Coding region: 100-1119 (339 amino acids)
Source: RefSeq, a predicted model, not a curated record